AAAUUUAAUUUAGUUGCACAAUGAUUAUUGUCUAUAUUUUGGGAAGUUUUUUGUUAACGAUAUCGUAUACAACUUGCUACGUCAUAAAUUCCGAUCGGUAUGGUUUGGGCUAUAUCAAUUCAAACCAAGAUGCAGAAACAAAUCCUUACAACUUUUAUGUAGAAAACAAUAAACCGUCACCUUAUUUACCAGUAAACUAUAUGGUACCUUAUGCACCAGUAUACUAUGUGGUACCUAGUUAUUUUCAUAACUAUAUGUUUACUUCAGAUUUGAGUGUAAAUAGAAAUGAACCCAAAACAAGCGCAGUUGUAGAUGAUAGCCACAUUCUAGAUGUUGCCAGGAUCAACUAUGACAAAAACCCAGAAAAUCAUAAAAAUUUAUACACUGCAAAAGAUGACAAUGCAGAUAGUUUGAAUGAAAAAUGGAAAAGAUUUUUUAUAAGACAUGACCAGGGACCUUUGCUCAUCAAUGCAGAUAUAUCAUUUGUCCCGUCAGAAGAUACAAAUCAUGAAAACUAUCAAAAGAAUUUAAGCUAUGAGGAAGACACAGCAAAUGGUAUUAAUAAUACACCUAACGAAGAUAUUUUUAAAAACACGCCCAAAAUUCUAGGUAAUCAAGGGAAUGCUGCUAACGAAAAUUUGGCAAAAGAUUCUGAAAAUGAUGUAGAUAGAGUACAGUCUAGCUUACAAUCCACACAAGAUGCGGAACUACCCCAAACAAUUGAACCUUUAGACCAUACAUUCUCAACUAAAGAUAAAGUAAGUACCGAGUUAGAUAACGAAAACGAAUCACAAGAAAAAAACUUAAAAAAAUCCACAUCAAAUAAAAGAGGUAUUAGAAACAUACUUUUAGGAGCAUUAAGGUCAGCCGUCAAGUCACUCCUCGGAGAGGAUAUAUAUGACGGCAUCGAAACUCUAUUUAAAAAGAGAAGUCUCAGAAAUUUAGUGGGGCUACUAGAAGACAUUGAACAAGAAUCAACUAUAAAUACUACACCUGUAGGUAAACAAUUAGAUAAACCAGACAUAUCCAAAGAAAGUAACCUUAAAGAAAAAGUUGAAACAAAUACGAGAUCUAUUGGAACAUUAAGUAACCCAAUCAAAAAAAUAUUUAAAAAGAGAAGUCUUAUAGAUUUAAUGAGGCAACUGAAAGACUUCGAAGAGGAAUCUAUUAUAGAUACCAUUUUAUCAGAUGCAGAGUUAUAUAAACAUAAUGAAUUUCAACAAAACAACCUUGAAAAAAAAGUCGCGGUCAAUACAAGGAUUCUCUCACUAAUGCAUAUGUUUCUAACAUUCGUCGGCUCAGGUGUAAGUGACCUUUUAAAAAAUGCAUUUAAAACGAGAAGUGUUACAGAUUUACUGAGGCUAGUGAAAGACUUCGAAGAAGAAUCUACUAUAGAUACCUUUCUAUCAGAUGCAGAGUUAGAUAAUCAGGAUGUAAAUAACCUUGAAAAUAAUGUCAUGAUCAAUACAAGGGGUAUUGGUUCAUUCUUUAUGGGUAUAUUCCAAUCAAUCGUCGACGCAUUUGUGGGUGAAGGUGUACAAAAACUAUAUGGCGACAGAAGUUUUAAAGAUUUACUGAGGUCAUUGGAAGACUUCGAUGAGGAACCUAUUAUAGAUACCAUUUUAUCAGAUGCAGAGUUAUAUAAACAUAAUGAAUUUCAACAAAACAACCUUGAAAAAAAAGUCGCGGUCAAUACAAGGAUUCUCUCACUAAUGCAUAUGUUUCUAACAUUCGUCGGCUCAGGUGUAAGUGACCUUUUAAAAAAUGCAUUUAAAACGAGAAGUGUUACAGAUUUACUGAGGCUAGUGAAAGACUUCGAAGAAGAAUCUACUAUAGAUACCUUUCUAUCAGAUGCAGAGUUAAAUAAUCAGGAUGUAAAUAACCUUGAAAAUAAUGUCAUGAUCAAUACAAGGGGUAUUGGUUCAUUCUUUAUGGGUAUAUUCCAAUCAAUCGUCGACGCAUUUGUGGGUGAAGGUGUACAAAAACUAUAUGGCGACAGAAGUUUUAAAGAUUUACUGAGGUCAUUGGAAGACUUCGAUGAGGAACCUAUUAUAGAUACCAUUUUAUCAGAUGCAGAGUUAUAUAAACAUAAUGAAUUUCAACAAAAUAACCUUGAAAAAAAAGUCGCGGUCAAUACAAGGAUUCUCUCACUAAUGCAUAUGUUUCUAACAUUCGUCGGCUCAGCUGUAAGUGACCUUAUAAAAAAUGCAUCUAAAACGAGAAGUGUUACAGAUUUACUGAGACUAGUGAAAGACUUCGAAGAAGAAUCCACUAUAGAUAACAUUCUAUCAGGUACUGAGUUAAAUAAUCAGGAUGAAUCUCAAGAAAAUAACUCAAAAAAAAAAUCUACACAAUUGGGUGCAGAGUUAUAUAACCAAGAGAGCACCAUGAAAAAAAUAUCCACGACAGGUACAAGAUCGAUUCUAGCACUUUUAUCUUUUAUAGGAUUCACAGUAUCAAAGUUUCUAGCUGGAACAUUUGUAUAUGCAGCUGAGUCCGCAGCGGGUUCCAUGAUGUAUGAAGGUAUUAAAAAAUUGAUUACUUUGAGUAAAGAAAGAUCCACUAUAAACACGACAAAUCCAAGGUCUAUUCUAGGAAUUAUAGGAGGAGCGGUCAAGGAAGUAGUUAAGAAUACAGCUCAGAAUGCUAUAGGUCAGACGAUAUGGGAAGGGAUUAAAAAUAUAUUUAAAAAAAGGACUCUUAGAACUUUAGUGAGGCUUUUAGAAGACACCAAUAAAAAAUUUACUAUAAACACGACAAAUCCAAGGUCUAUUCUAGGAAUUAUAGGAGGAGCGGUCAAGGAAGUACUUAAGAAUACAGCUCAGAAUGCUAUAGGUCAGACGAUAUGGGAAGGGAUUAAAAAUAUAUUUAAAAAAAGGACUCUUAGAACUUUAGUGAGACUAUUGGAAGACAACUUAGAAAAACCCACUAUAAACACAAGAAUAAAGAAUGUACUUCCCGUAGGUUGGAUUCUAACACCAUCUAGUUUUCUGACUGGAAGACCUGUGAAGUUCAUAAAAGACACAGGUAUAUAUGAAACUAGCAAUAUUGAUGAUAAUAAAAACUGGGAAGAGUUUGUCCUAAACAAACAUUUUAUAGAUGAAAAAGGUUUAUUUAAUGUAGAAGUAAACUCGAAUUCAAACGAACGUGAACAUACGCUAAAGAUAAAAGUCAACCAUAAGUCUCCAGAAAAAAUUUUUUUAGUAGAUAUUGAUAAAUAUAUUUACGAUAUCUAUAAAACAUUUAAAGAUAUAAAUAAACAUUCCAAAAAAGACAAGAAAACUACUAGAGUGAGGCGUAACCUGCAAAGCAUAGAUUCGGUUGGUCUUCGUGACAAUUUAGAACAGCUCAAUAAUCCUAAUGAUAUUGGAAAUGAAGACAAUAUUUUAAGGGAACCUUGUUUAUAUGAACCAUUUAAAAUUGAUAAUAAUGUGCUACAGCAGAUAUUUUUUAACAUACUGUAUUUAAACAAACAUCUGGAAGACUUAAAUUGGUUUGAACGAAGGGAAAUUAAACCAUUAUUCUUAAAAUAUGUUCAAAGUUUGGCAAAUACAUAUUUGUCACCAGAUAUGAAAAUCGAUUUGUACAAUUUACGUAACUACAUAACAGCAGGAUAUCUAAAUAAUUUUUAUUUUGGCAUAAAAGAACCAACUGUUUUAGAAGUGAUCCACGAAUUGAUGAACACUGUUAACAACAUAAUCUUCAAACAUCAAAAUGACAGAGAAAUGUUGAAACUAAUAGAUGAACAGAAUGACAGACAUGGGAAGAUUAAUUUCGUUAUAGUCAAACGUUUUAAAUUCGGGAAUAGUUCAUUAAUAUUGAAAAUUAUAUCUAGUUCUAAAGAACAACAUACAGUGGAUAUAGAGCUUAUCCAUACAUCAGCUGAACCAUUUUCUACCAGGGAAGUUAUAAAUAAAUAUUUAAGACGCACCUUUAAAACAUUUAAACACCCAAAAGAGCCUCUUCAAAAAAUAAAGGAACUUAUGAAAAAUUUACUCGACAGUAAAAAGCUUGAUCAACUUACUAACCUUAUAAAAAAGGAUCCAGGCAAUCUAAAGGACAAAUCGCCCAAUAAAAAUAAUGAUAAUGAGUUUAAACCAAGUUCAAACAAUGAAAAUGAGGUUAAACCAUUCGAAGACUUUAUUGAUGACAAAUUCCUGGACCUGGAAAGAGAAGAACACAACUUCUUCAGCGAAUCCUCUGAAAACGAAUCAAUUUUUACAACAGACGAUAUGUCAUUUCGUGAAACAAAUGUGAAACAAAUACUUUCCAAAUUACUACCUACAAACACAAUACUGAAGGAUAUUAAUGCAUUUAAGCAAAAACACUUUGAGUCGCCUUUAAAUGAUAAAAAAAGAAAAAAUGUUAAUCAUUUAUUAGAAAAAAUGAAGAAAGCCUUGAAAAAACUACAAUUUUAUCUUUUUUUUCGCGAAACAAAAAUUGAUAGUUUAGAAGAUAUCAUUGAACCUGACGAUAAUGAAGAAAAUUUAUACAAAUAUUUACAGAGCUUUCAAAAGCCUUUCCAAGAUUCCAUACAAAACGAUGCUGAACAGAUACCAGACAACCUGGAAGAUCAAGAACAACUUACACUUAACGUGAACACACUAGAUCAACUUGUCCAACUUCAAGGAAAUUAUCUGAAUAGUUUAGACGAUAGGUUUCAAGCAAUCGCACUUUUCAACGAUAAUUCUUUAAAACAACCGUUCCAAGAAGAAGUAAAAGGACCACAGCAUAAUCUGUUGAAAAAUGUACUUUCUAAACUACAGCAAAUAAAUAAACUAAUGAAGAUUCUCAAUGUAAUAAAACAAAAACGGUUUCAAUCACAUUUAAAAGACGAUGUUAGACACCAUAUUAUUGACGUGUUCGGAAACAUGAAGAGAGUUUUAUCGGAACUAAAAACAUAUGUUGGUGAGGACAAAUAUAUACCAUUACCAAAUGGCGAUAACAUACAAGACAAUCUUGGUAAUCCAGAAGAUCAAAAAAGUCAACAACAAACUCGAGUUGACGUUAAUCAAAUGGAUAAACUUCUUCGUCUUCAAGAGAGCUAUGCAGAUAGUUUACAAGGAAUAUUUGAAGCCGAAGGAAUCCAUACCGAAAAUAUAGACGAUGAAGAUUUAAACAGAUCAUUCAAAAAUGAGAGCUCUAUUGAAAAGCCAUCACAAAACGAUAAUAACACUCUGCAAGAUACGGAAGACCAAAAAGAAAAUCCAAUCGACGUAAACAUAUUAGAUCAACUCAUUGGUGUUCAAGAACGUUACGUAGAUAGACUGUACGAUAUGUUUGAGGCCGAACAACUUUAUGUUGAGAAACAUACUAAUAAUGACUUCGAACAACAAUCUUCUGGACGAAAAGGAAUACUUUCCACAAGACAAAAUAUAUUGGAACACAUAAUUCCGAAAGUGACAUACAUAAACCAUCAGCUGAUCGAUCUAACCGAAUUAAAACAAAAAGAUCUGGUCUCACCUAUAAAUGGAAACAAUGUUGACACAAUUACUGACUUACUAGAAAAUAUGAAAAAUAUUUUAGAAGAAUUAAAACAAUACAUGGGAGCUACAAAAUACUCGUUCGACUCUCUAAUAAGAGACAAAACUUUGGCAGAUAAUACCAUAGAUAACCAACAAGCUAUGAAAGAUCAGGCACAAAACAUAUUGGAACUAGAUAAAAUAGAUCAAUUUAUUCGAAUUCAACUAAGUUACGCAGACAGUUUAGAAGAUCUGAUUCAUGUCGAAGAUCGCCAGAAUGACGAAAAUAUGGAAGACGACUUAAAAAAACUCCCCCAAGGAGGAAGUUUUGAUAAGAAUAAUACGAAGUCUCAUCUCGAAAGCGAUGUUAAAUAUUUACCAUUAAAUUUGCAAAAUGAAGAAAAACAUUUACGUGACCUGAAAGUAAUAGAUCAGCUUCUGAAACUACAACACAGUUACUUAGAUAGUUUAGACGAUAUGUUACAGGAUGAAGAACUUGGUCACGAUGAAGACAAUGUAAAACAAUCCUCCCAAAAUGCAACCACCUACGACAAUAAAAUGUCUUCAGAAAAAGAUGUUGAACAAAAACCUAGAAAUAUGGGAAUUCAACAACCACAUCUACUUGACGUAAAUACGAUAGAUCAAUAUCUACAACUUCAAGACAACUAUAAUAGAUUAGGUGAUAUAUUGGCUGAAGUAGAAUUAGAUAAUGACCAAUAUCAUGAUGAUUUACCACAACCAGUUCAAGAUAUGAGUUCCCAUAAAAAAGUCGACAAAUUGCUACUUAGUCCUAAAGGAAAAAUUUUAGUAAAAGAACAUGUGUUAAAAGAAAUACUUUCAAUGCUAACACAAAUAAACCAAUUACUAAACGAUCCUAAAUCAUAUAAACAAAAAAAAACUAAGACACCGCAGAAACAUACACGAUUAAGAACUGCUUUUAUAUCAGAUCACCAGAAAACUUCGCCUUUAAAACAUGAUGCUGAGAAAAAAACAAAAAGUUCAGAAAAUAAACAAUUAGAAAAUAACAAAAAAGAUAAACCGAAGCUCACAGCAAAUAACAAUGACAAUAAAACUUUAGAAGAUGAUGCUGAGAGAAAAACAAAAAGUGCAGAAGAUAAAAACACAGAAGAUAACAAAAAAGAUAAGUUCGCUGCAAAUGGCGAUGACAAUAAAACUUUAGAACAUGAUGUUGGGAAAAGAACACAAAGUAUAGAAGAUGAAAAAAUAGAAAAUAACAAAAACGAUAAACUGAAACUCCCUGCUAAUAGAAAUGACAAUAAAACUUUAGAAGAUGAAGCGGGAAGAAAAACACCAAGUGCACAAGAUGAAAAAAUAGAAGAUCACAAAAAAGAUAAAUUGAAGCUCAGUGCAAAUAGCAAUGAUCAUAAAACUUUAGAAGAUGAUGCUGAGAGAAAAACAAAGAGUGCAGAAGACAAAAACACAGCAGAUAACAAAAAAGAUAAGUUGUCGUCCGCUUCAAAUGGAGAUAACAAUAAAACUUUAGAACAUGAUGUUGAGAAAAGAACACAAAGUGUAGAAGAUGAAAAAAUAGAGGAUAACAAAAACGAUAAAUUGAAGCUCACUGCUGAUCAAAAUGGCAAUAAAACUUUAGAAGAUGAAGCGGAGAGAAAAACACCAAGUGCACAAGAUGAAAAAAUAGAAGAUAACAGAACACAUAACUGGAGGCUGAUUGAAAAUCCCGAUGACAAUAAAACUUUAGACCAUGACGCUGAGAAAAAAACACAAAGUGCAGAAGAUGAAAAAAUUGAAGAUAGCAAAAACGAUAAGUUGAAUCUCAGUACAAAAAUCAAUGACAUAACUUUAGGAGAUAAUGCUGAGAGCAGUACACAAAAUGUAGAAGAUGAAAAACUGAAGAAUAACAAACAAGAUGAAAAAUUAGAAGUUAACGCAAAACACAAACCAACGUUAGCUACACAUAGCAAUGAAAAUAAAACUUUAGAAGAUGAAGUCGAGAAAAAAAUACAAAGUGUAGAUGAUAAAAUAAUAAAAGAUAACGAAAAACAUAAAUUCAGGAUGAUUGAAAAUACCAACGACAGUAACACUUUAGAAAAUAUCGGUGAUAAAAAUCUAGAAAAUCUAAAAGACCAAGAACUAGAUCAGAACAAAAAAGAAGAGUUUAUGGCAAAUACCAAUAAGACUAAUACUUCUAUAAAUGGCGACGAUGAAAACCAAAAAAAAUUGGAAGACGAAGAAAUACAACCUGGUGAAAAAGAGAAUAAUGUCGGUGAUGCAAAACCAGAAAAUCGAGAAAACAAAGAAUUAGAACCCAAUGAAAAAAAUGAAGUUAUACUUGUAACAAAUAACAAUGAUACUAAUACCAAUAAGACUAAUACUUCUACAAAUGGCGACGAUGAAAACCAAAAAACAUUGGAAGACGAAGAAAUACAACCUGGUAAAAAAGAGAAUAAUGUCGGUGAUGCAAAACCAGAAAAUCGAGAAAACAAAGAAUUAGAACCCAAUGAAAAAAAUGAAGUUAUACUUGCAACAAAUACCAAUGAUACUAAUACCAAUAAGACUAAUACUUCUACAAAUGGCGACGAUGAAAACCAAAAAAAAUUGGAAGACGAAGAAAUACAACCUGGUAAAAAAGAGAAUAAUGUCGGUGAUGCAAAACCAGAAAAUCUAGAAAACAAAGAAUUAGAACCCAAUGAAAAAGAUGAAGUUAUACCUGCAACAAAUACCAAUGACACUAAUACUACAAAUAAUAAUGGAAAUAGAACACCAGAAACUCUUGACAAGGAAGAAUCAGAACAUAAUGAAACAGAAGAAUUUAUAAAAAAUAAUAAGACUAACACUUUAAAAGAUCCUGACGAUGAAAAACAAGAAAAUUUUAAAGACGAAGAAAAUGAACCUGAAUUACAAGAGGAUAUUGAUGGUGAAGAAACACCAGAAAAUUUGGAAAACAGAGAAUUGGAACAUAAUGCAAAUGUGACGACUACCAAUGACACUAACACUGUACACAAUAAUGAUAGCGUAGAACAGCAAAGAGCAGAUCAAAUUUUGUCUAAAGCAAAUAACAACAAAACUAACACUGUAAAAAACGAUGCUGACAAAGAAGAUCAAAAUGUAGAAGACCAAGAACUAGGAGAUAAUGAAAAACAUGAAGUUAUACCUGAGGUAAACAAUAAAGAUGAUAUUGAGAAAAAAUUAAAAAAUACAGAAGAUAAAGAGAUAGAAGAUGACAAAAGCGAUAACUCUGUAUCUGCAGCAAAUAUCAAUGGCACUGACACACUAAAAAAUGAUAUGGCAAAUAAACUACAAAACGACAAAGUAGUAGAAAAAAAUAUUAAUGUUACCAAUACUUUAGGAAACCAUGCUGAAAAAAACCCUCACAACCUUGGGGACAAAGAACUAGAAGAUAAUAACCAAGAUGAAUUAUUACAUGGGAAAAACGCAAUUGCAGAAGCAAUAACACCAAGCUCAAGAACUUCUCUUAAACCGAAAAGUAAAAUUAGGAAUAUGCAUGAUAAAAAAAAGACUAAAAGCAGAAAUGGUAAGUUAAACAAAAAUAAAAGCAAAGAUGAAGAUAAACCCAAAAAAGGAAAUGUAAGAAAGGAAAAACAAACGUAUAAAGAGAAUGGAAAAAAAUCUAAAAAUAAAAAUAAUACUACUGUACGAAACCUAGGUCUUCCACCCCAAGUAGAGAUAGAACACGAUAACCCUUCCUCGGAACUUACAAAUCUAGAAGACUCGGUAAAUAUCCAAUCGUCAGAUGAGAAUAAACUAUCAGAAACGACAGUACUCAAACCAGAACUCCCCGUAACCCACACUGAGCCUCCACCACCAAUCGAAAACAGAUCGCAAUCGAAUGUGACUCAAGGAAGUCAAACUAUGGAAACGCAAAAACCACCUGAUACAAUUGAUUUCAAAAUUUUUCGGGAAACUGAAAAUGGGACCAAAUCGACAACUGAUUAUAAAUAA
Messenger RNA from Diabrotica balteata, 9404 nucleotides. The record is from the annotation of a GenBank genome assembly. NCBI's taxonomy places the organism in Eukaryota, Metazoa, Arthropoda, Insecta, Coleoptera, Chrysomelidae.